Nothobranchius furzeri (turquoise killifish) is the source of this 4756-nucleotide messenger RNA. Lineage: Eukaryota; Metazoa; Chordata; Actinopteri; Cyprinodontiformes; Nothobranchiidae. The record is from RefSeq and is a predicted model, not a curated record.
GCGACCAGAGAUGACCUCGGUCACGUGACCCGCAGACAGCCUGGGCGCCGCUUCUGCUGCGUGUCUGCAUGUGUGUAUGUUGCUUCUCACACACUGCCUGACUGUGGUUGACUGAGGCGCACCGAGGAGCUGCUUGCCGACUUCACAGACACAUAGAGAAAGGCAGCUUAGCUCGAGCAGUAAAACAUGGAGCUCUCGGCGGCGGGAGAUCGCAUUUUCGCCGCAGAAGCUAUACUGAAACGGCGCGUCCGUAAGGGAAGACUUGAAUAUCUGGUGAAAUGGAAGGGAUGGGCAAUGAAGCACAGCACUUGGGAGCCUGAGGAGAAUAUUCUGGAUGACAGGCUGAUUUUGGGCUUUGAGCAAAAGGAACGCGAAAGGGAAAUGAGCGGACCAAAAAAGCGGGGUCCAAAACCAAAAAACCUAGCCAUGAAGACUCAAACUCCAAAAGGAGAGACCAGCAGUCGAGCGUCAAGUAGCCGUCAGAACACGCCUCGUUUGUCUCUGUCCACCUCUAGCAGGGCAGCUUUCUCUUCUGCCCCUGCUCCUAAUUUACCAUCACCCUCUUCCUCUUCAAAUAUGGGCCCCACUCCUAAACUCAACUCUCUCGCAGCGACGCACAAGUUGAAGAAAGACAUUCACCGCUGCCACCGGAUGUCCAGGCGCCCUCUUCCUCGUUCAGACCCCAUGGCAUCGUCCUAUUCUACUUCGGGUGGCUUCCCCUCCCGCAUGCACGUCUCCCCAUUUUCUGAGACCGUCCGCAUCCUGAACCGUCGAGUCAAACCUCGUGAAGUCAAGAGGGGUCGGAUAAUCCUCAACCUGAAAGUCAUCAAGCCAAGCAGGGGUAGCACAGGUGCAAAGAAUAUUACAACCGGACGCCAAAACAUCCCUUCACGCAAUCGCAUCAUUGGUAGGAAGGGAGAGGCACCUUACAGACCCUUCCAGCCUCCUCUGAAGAUGUUGGGAUUCCCAAUGUAUGGUAAGCCGUUUGGGCUGCAGUGUGGAGGUCCCAUGUCAUUUUACUCCCAUAUGGGGUCAUGCACCAGCACAGGAGCUAGGAACAGCCACAGCACUUCCUCACAGUACCAGGCACCUCCUUCUCCUUCCAGCUCCAGUGGUUCUGAAGGAAAGUCUUGCACCAAUACCACAGCUAAACUGUCUCCGCCCCCUGCUGAGGCCUCACCUUUCAGCAAGUCCAAUAAAGCUCUCGCAGAAACCCAGAAAAAUUCACCUGCUCGGGUCUCAUCCUCAGAUGCAAACCCUGGAGUCUUAGCAUCUUCCUUCCUCCCUUCAUCUCCAUCUUCUUCUUUAGAAGAUGAAGAACAGAGUUCCAUGGACCAUUCAGCACCCUCAGAUACUGGCAAGAAAAAUCCUCGCCAACACAAAGCUAAACAUCAGUCGCCCUCUGUUCUUUCCCCCGUUACUCCAGCAGAACAAACCCCUACCUCCGUUGAACCCCAAAGAGUACCUGCUGAGGGAGACCCCGACUGGCACCCUGAAAUGGCACCAAGCUGCAAGGAUGUGGUUGUGACAGACGUGACUACCAACCUUGUCACGGUCACCAUAAAAGAGUUCCCCACUCCCGCUUCCGGGCCCUCCUCACCUUCAGCUGGUCUGGAAAACGCUUCUUCUCCUGCUCCUGUCACAGUGCCCGAGGAGCCGUCUUCUGCAAAGCCAGCGGUGGUGGUGGUAACAGUCGGUGGAUGUUUAUGCGGUCUCCAUGGUAACGCAAGGAGGAGAGAGCAGCUUGGCAACACAGAGGGGGAGAGAGUGAGCAUCUUUGGUCCAGACAGCACGGUGCCAUCGAUAUCCCACUCAGAGAGUGACACGAUGAAGUUCCUGGUGAUGCUGGUGGGAGCGGGCGCUCUAGCCUUCCUCGGAGCGGUUAUCUGCAUCAUCGCCAGCGUCUACCCCCGGAAACGCGGCGCGCUUCCCAGCGACAACGACACUCUGACAUCAGAAGCGCUGCUCCAGCCCCUGGAGCCCGCAUCGGUGGCUCACGCCGGACCGCUGGGCGCCCUCCACGGCGCUGGCUCCCACGACGGAGGAAACGGACUCGGCGGGAUCGACUUGGAAGUUCCCACUUUGAACGAGCUGAACGUGGGGAAGGAGACAAGUGGCGGCUCGGCGAAACAGUUCAGCUUCAGCCGACUCAUCUGCACUCCCGUGCCUGUGGGAGACUGCAAGCCCAAAGAUCUGAGGCAGCAGCGGGAGCAGGAGCAGCAGGAUGACCCGCUUUAUGGAACCGGAGACGAAGACCUACGGACAACCGCGGAGGGGCUCCGGCAGAUGGUCCUGCGGCAGAACGACCAGAUCCUUAUGGACAAGAGGACCAUCCGGGAGCUGACGGGGAAGCUGAGUGAGUGUGAGAGUGGCCUGGAAGACGAGAGGCCCGCCCCGGCGCGGAGCGUCGGAGUGUGGAGCGGGAACCGCCGCGUCAUGGCCGGGGACGAUGUGAGUUCCUCCGCCGCUGCGCAGCUGCAGACGGCGCGGGCCGUGGAGGAGCUGGCCAGGGCCAUCAUGGACCUCAAGGACCGCAUAGAGAAACUGGAGGCAGAAAUUGGGCCUGGGGCUUUGAACCUAACCGACACAUCCGCAGGCGCAGGUAGCAGUAGCAACAGUGGCAGCAGCCAAACUGGUAGCAAAGCUCCAGCUCCAUCCGCAAGCGGUGCUUCCUCCCCAACGGCGGGGGGUGCCUCAGGGGGCCGUCGUCCAGCUCCCCCAGGUCCCCCUGGCCCUAGACCGUCUUCAAAGGUUUCCCCUGGGCGAGGAAAGACCACGUGGAGGGUUGAGGACCUGGAGGGGGAAUUAGAGAGGAAGAUAAAAAUGCUGGAGAUGGAACGGCAGGCCAUGAGGAAGGAGACCCAGGGCCAACAUGAGAAGAUCAACAAGGGCAUUGAUACCGUCACUCAUCGAGUCACGGAGCUGGAACACACAAUGACAGAACCUCCGUUUCCCGAUGGCUUCGUCCUCUCCUUCCCCAUGCGGACCAGCUACAUGUAUGGCCUGGUGAGAAAGGAGAUCACUGAGAUGUAUGCCUUCACUGCCUGCGUAUGGCUCAAGGCCACGGAGGGGGGCAUCGGGACUCCCUUCUCCUACUCUGUGGCGGGGCAGCCCAAUGAGCUGGUUCUGCUGCAGGGUGUCCACAAUCCUGUGGAGCUGCUUAUCAAUGACAAGGUGGCACAGCUGCCUCUGUCCCUACCGCAGAACGAGUGGCAGCACAUCUGUGUCAGCUGGACUCUGAGGGACGGAGUGUGGAAGGCUUACCAGGGAGGAAAGAUGAAAGGAAGGGGGGAGGGGCUGGCUGCCUGGCAUCCCAUCAAACCCGGGGGAGUCCUCAUACUGGGACAGGAACAGGAUACACUCGGCGGGCGUUUCGAUGCCUCCCAGGCUCUCGUUGGAGAAUUAUCCCAGUUCAACCUGUGGGACCGGGUGCUGAAGCCUGCAGAGGUGGCCGCCUUGGCCGAAUGCAGCUCAUCGGCUUUGGGAAACAUCGCCCCCUGGACGGACCAGGAUGUCGAUGUCUAUGGUGGUGCCACCAAGGAGUCCCUGGACCCAUGCCACGCUGCGCAGAGGUCCAGCCUCUCAGGCCCCAAACAGUGAAGGGUGACCAGUGGAAAUCAGCCAGUCAUGGUCCUAUUUGAUCAGCCAACUUCAGAGUCAGACCAGAUGUUUAGAGGUGUAAUAAACAGGAGUUUAGAGCGUAGUUGCCUUUUGGGAGGCGGGAAGGACCAAGAGAUAUUUAUGAUUAAGCUGUAAAGGGUGGCGUAUCUGUUUUGUUCUUUGUGUUGGUGUACACGCUCAUGUGUUUACUUCUGCAGCGAGUGACUCGGUCAUAGACUCACUCCUUUGAAGUCAGCUUGGUAGAUCAGCUUCUGGCAUCAACAGCUUUAAUGGACAUGUGGCAUAAUGGAGGAAAGAUUGGAUCUGAUCAAAUAUCUCUUUAUUACUCAUGCUUUGGACCAUCUCAACUUAAAAAAAAUCACGUAGGCCUACACAAAGACGUGUGUUGUUCUCAUGUCAACGUGGUUGUGUUAAAUGCUACAUGUGAUUUCUGGGAGUGCUGACUUUAUCAUUCAAUCAGAAAGAAAAUGUUCUGUUUUUUCUUAGCUGUUCUGACUGUUGAGUAACGUCUGUGUGAUUUUAAUUUCUCUCUAUUGCAUAACACAACCUAGUGAGAAGAGUUUUUCUUAUAAAUGUUGUAAAGCUGAAUGUAUUCCUGCUAAUGUUGCUCGUGUCUUGUCUGCUGCCCUUGCUGUAAUCCUGCCACACACCUCACGGUGCUGCAGAAAAGCUGCAACCGUUUGGUUUUUAGCUACAAUGCAGCGCUUGCUUCAGAAAUAAACACUUCAUGUCUCUCUGACUGCUAAUCAGAUGCUGGCAUCAUGAUGUGUGUUGAUAAAACCGUGGUACCCUUGAAUGUAAUCCAGAUGGAAUGUGAGUAUGUUUGCACGAGUGUCUUCUGCAAAGCCAUAUUUUCUGCUACUAAAAAAAACAACUUGUUAUUGACAGUGUUAGUGUUCACAGAUGCCACCGCAACAUGCAGAUAUCUUUGUGGGAAAUAAAACAAUUAUUCAAGAUAGGAGUGCUGUACAUGUGGGUUGGUGAGCGUUCAUUCACCUCACACACACACAUGGCCUGUUUCAGUUUAGAGCUGGAACAUGGAGAGGAUUUACGUUCAACAGGUUAAAAAAACUUGUUUUAUCCAAAAAAAAAAACAAGAAAUAAAUGUCAAAAAUGCAUUUGAAAUGCUACAUCA